Molecule: messenger RNA, 1024 nt
Organism: Grus americana (Whooping crane)
Lineage: Eukaryota; Metazoa; Chordata; Aves; Gruiformes; Gruidae
Gene: CHMP6
Product: charged multivesicular body protein 6
Exons: 8
Coding region: 58-660 (200 amino acids)
Biological process (GO): late endosome to vacuole transport via multivesicular body sorting pathway; vesicle budding from membrane
Cellular component (GO): multivesicular body; ESCRT III complex
Source: RefSeq, a predicted model, not a curated record
GUGGCCGGAGCGGGGCGGAGCGGCCGCGCCGCCCGGGGCACGAGCAGCGGCGGGGCCAUGGGGAACCUGUUCGGGCGGAAGCGGCGGAGCCGCGUCACGGAGCAGGACAAGGCGGUGCUGCAACUGAAGCAGCAGCGGGACAAGCUGAGGCAGUACCAGAAGCGGAUCAGUCUGAACCUGGAGAGGGAGCGGGCGCUGGCCAGGCAGCUGCUGAGAGACGGCAAGAAGGAAAAAGCCAUGCUCUUGCUAAAGAAGAAGCGUUACCAAGAGCAACUUCUAGAUAAAACGGAAAACCAAAUCAGCAACUUGGAGAGGAUGGUCCAGGAUAUUGAAUUCACCCAGAUUGAAAUGAAGGUUAUUGAGGGUCUGAAAAUAGGCAAUGAAUGUCUGAACAAAAUGCACCAGGUUAUGUCAAUAGAAGAAGUAGAAAGAAUAAUAGGUGAAACCCAAGAUGCUGUGGAGUACCAGAGGCAAAUAGAUGAGAUACUGGCUGGCAGCCUGACCGAGGAAGAUGAAGAUGCCAUUCUAGAAGAAUUAAAUGCUAUUACUCAGGAACAGAUGGAGCUUCCAGAAGUUCCUUCUGAGCCACUCCCAGAAAAGAUCCCAGAAGCGUCACCCGUCAAGAACAGGCCAAAACCAGAACUGGUGGCAGCAUCUUAACUCCCACGUCUGGGGAUUCCCCCCCGUGACUUUCACCCAGGACAGUUUGCCAUCCCAGCCUGUGCUGGGAACAAGCAAUGCCUCGGCAGCAUCCCAGCUGUGCUGGGCGGAUGGUGGAGCAGGAUUCCCUGUGCAGGGUGGGGAACCUCAGCUGAUUAUUGCUCUUGUAUCAAGAUUAUUUUCUAGUGCUUUCUUUUUUUUGUAACUUAAAUUCUAAACUCACUCAGCUGCGCUGUCUCGGGAUUAAACAACAACUCUAAAAACUUCCAAAGCCAAAUGCUUUUCUUAGGUUUGAUUUCAGUGGUAAAUCUGGCUUUGCUCUGACUGAAGUCUCCCCUCAAAGCGAUCGUGUGUUUGAAACGGC